AUUGUCUCAAGCAUUUUGUCAAGACUCCCAACAAAGACAUGCUUGAAUUGUAAGCUUGUUUGCAAGGAAUGGUAUGGAAUCAUCAUCAGUCCUGAAUUCGCCGAUGUACGCUCUUCUAAUUGCUCGUAUACGCCCAUAAUGCUCUACGGCGUGUUCGAGGAGAGGAUGGAUUUUAUGGUGCUCGACAUAGACAGAUGCUCAAAGAAUGAUGCCAUUACAAGUGUCGAUUCUGUGGUCAGGUUCAGGCCUAGGCUCAGCCCUCGGCUAAGUGACAUCGACUACACCGUGGUUAACGAAUGCAACGGGUUGGUCCUCUUGGCGUCGUGGAGGCAGUGGGAUCCUUUCGUUAUAUGCAACCUUCUGACGGGGGAACAAGUCACUGUCGAGCAAUGUUCGAGACUUGGUAAUUAUUGGUUAGUGGUCGAUGGAUUAGGUUGCUGCACAGUUUCUAGGCAGUUUAAGGUCCUUAGAAUCCUCCAGGACAAGGAGGAUGACAAGUUUUUUGUGGCCGAUAUACAGACUCUUGGUUCGAACGAAUGGAGGGCAGUCGAAGGUGAGGCACCGCUGAAUUUCGACACUCUCGGGAUAGGGGCCUUCCUCGAGAGCGGAGCCUUCCUGCACGGCUCGCUGCACAGGUACUCGAACAUGGACAACUCCAUAUGGUCCUUCCAUUUCAGUAAGGAGAAAUUUUGCCAAGUUCCGACACUGGAUAACAUGAAGAGAGGGGGCUACAAAUGCCUGCAUGUUUUCGACAAUUCUUGCCUUGUUCUUACUUCCUUAAACAAGUUAUUGGAUUAG
Messenger RNA from Beta vulgaris subsp. vulgaris (sugar beet), 798 nucleotides. RefSeq names its product putative F-box/kelch-repeat protein At3g17280. NCBI's taxonomy places the organism in Eukaryota, Viridiplantae, Streptophyta, Magnoliopsida, Caryophyllales, Amaranthaceae. Gene Ontology annotation, molecular function: protein binding. The record is from RefSeq and is a predicted model, not a curated record.